AUGGAAAACGAAACGCGGACGUUCAAUGAUCCCGUCUCGGAUUUGGCGAACUCGCUGACGGGCCUCUUGAGUCUCAUUCCGGGCCGGGACAUUGUGAUGCGCUACAUUGCGAGCAGCUACCAGAACGACCCUGUGCGCUCGCUUCUGGAGCUGAUUCUUCUGAUCUUUGCCGUGCGCACCAUUCUGCAGAACCGUACGCGCAGCAACCAGAGCAGGUCCAACUUUGUGCAGCUGGACGACAAGGAAAUCGACUACCUGGUCAAGGAGUUCCAUCCCGAGCCGCUCUGUAAGCCCCUCAAUGCAGAGGAGCACAAAGACCUGGAUGAAAUCCCGCUGAUUGUGGGCCAUACCGGUCCCCGCGUCAAGGUCCAGUCGCCGGUGCUCUCCGGAACGCAGCCGCGCGAAGUGCUCAACCUUGCCAGUUACAACUUUACCGGCAUGGCCGAUGCCCCCGAAAUGACGGCGCAGGCGCAAAGCGUCCUGCGCGAGUACGGUGUGGGCAGCUGUUCCCCCCCAGGCUUCUACGGUACGAGUGAUAUGCACAUCAAACUCGAGAAUACUGUUGCCGAGUUCCUCAAAAAAGAGAGUUCAAUCGUGUACAGCCAGGGAUUUAGUACCGCCACCGGUGUCAUCCCCGCCUUUUGCAAGCGUGGCGACAUUAUUGUCGCGGAUUCGGGCGUGAACUUUGCCAUUCAAGGCGCGCUGCAGCUGUCGCGCAGCACAAUCUACUGGUACGACCACAACAGCCUCGACUCGCUCGAGGCCGUGCUGCAGCGCAUUUCCACGCAGACGAAAGGGCGCAAUGAGCCGCUGCGCCGCCGUUUUAUCGUGACCGAGGGUCUCUUCGAGGACGACGGUGCAAUUCCCUACCUCCCCAAGGUGGUUGAGUUGGCGAAGCGCUUCAAGUUCCGCAUCUUUUUGGACGAGUCGUUCAGCAUCGGCUCGCUCGGCCGCACUGGUCGUGGCCUGACGGAGCACUUUAACGUCAGCGCGGACGACAUUGACUUUAUCAUUGGCAACAUGGCGAUCGCGUUUGGCGCGGGCGGCGGUUUCUGUGCGUCGACUGCGUUUGCAGUGCGCCACCAGCGCAUCAACGGUCUCUCGUUCAUCUUCUCUGCGGCAAUGCCCGUGAUGAUCGCGAACGGUGCGACGACCGCGAUGCACUUGCUCAGCACGCAGCCGCAUCGGCUGACCAGUCUCCAGAAGAACGUGCGUGCGAUCCGCGCCGUCCUGGACCGGAUCGACAGCGUGAUGAUCCCGAGUGCGCCCGAGAGCGCCAUGAUCCACGUCGAGAUCCGCAGCAAGUACGCGCCCAACAACAGCCGUGCGCUGAACCUGCCCGGCACGGACAUGGCGAUCGCCACUGCAGAGCACGACCUGACUACGGAGCAGCAGGAGCGCCUCUUGCAGGACAUUGUCACCCGCGCGCUGAACCAGGGCGUGUUUGUGUGUCGCUCGCGCCGCCUGCAAAGCAUCAAGCCGGUGACUGCGCUCUCUGCGCCGAUCGACCUGCCGAGCCUGCGCGUGAUCGUCACGUCAGAGAUGAGCGAGGGCGAGGUGGCCCAGGCGGCCGACAUCCUGCGGGCGAGCAUUGUGUCGGUGCUAGGCGACCGUCGUACAUAG
This is a messenger RNA of Malassezia japonica, 1623 nucleotides long. It is a transcript of the gene LCB1, whose product is annotated as serine C-palmitoyltransferase. Gene Ontology annotation, biological process: ceramide biosynthetic process; sphingosine biosynthetic process. NCBI's taxonomy places the organism in Eukaryota, Fungi, Basidiomycota, Malasseziomycetes, Malasseziales, Malasseziaceae. Gene Ontology annotation, molecular function: serine C-palmitoyltransferase activity; pyridoxal phosphate binding. The transcript has 2 exons. The coding region runs from base 1 to 1623 and encodes 540 amino acids. Gene Ontology annotation, cellular component: endoplasmic reticulum. The record is from RefSeq and is a predicted model, not a curated record.